AUGGCGACUCAAUCCUCCUCAGCUCCUCCGGCUCCGACGGACAACAAACCCCAAAACCCAGCUUCAGAGGUUGUACAAACAACACUUGAGGAUCAGAAAAAUAUGGCAGAGGCUACUCAGGUAAAUUCUUCCCCGUCUGUGUUUGUGAACUCAGAGCCGAUGCGAGAGGAUCAAGUGCAAAAUGCUGUCAAGUUCCUUUCACACCCAAAAGUGAGGGGGUCUCCAGUCGUUUAUAGGCGAUCCUUUCUUGAGAGGAAGGGCCUCACCAAGGAGGAGAUAGAUGAAGCCUUUCGUCGUGUGCCUGUAAGCAAGUUAUCCUUUUUUGGUCACAUCUCUCUCUCUCUCUCUCUCUCUCUCUCUCCCCCCCCCCCCUUCCUUCCUCUCUUCUGUGUGAUCCAGCCCCGACCAUUUCAAAUGUGCAACCAGCUGGUACAGAUCAAGGUAAUAAGCAUUUGUGUCAAAUUGGGAUGUUCUAACUGUGGUUCUACUCCUCGACCCUCACACCAAUCAUGUUAUACCUGCUUUGCAAUGUUGAUAACAGAGGGUCAGAUGAAGUCUUCGUCGAAUAUUCAACCACAAGACCCAAGUCGAAGUCUGCAGCCUGCAGUAGUCGCUCCUCCUGGUGCCAUUUCUAAAGUAGGAACCUUGUCCAGAUUCCACUGGUCCCAUGCUCUUCUUGCUGUAGGAUUACUUGCUGUUUCCGGAGCAGGAACAGCUGUACUUUUUAAGGUAUUUAUGAAGAGCAUGUUCUGCUUUUGUUGGUGUAACACUAUCAUUCCCAGGUUGAAAUCAUGGAUUCGCAAGGUUGCAAUGGAAGAAGAUGAGGAUCCUGUGGAAAAACAAAACUCAAAACCAAGUGUGGCAGAAGAAGCUGCUGCUGCUGCGAAAGCUGCUGCAGCUGCAGCUGCUGAUGUGGCACGAGCAAGCCACGAAAUGUUGGUUUCAAAAACUGAAGAGAAGAGAUGCUUCAAGGAACUUAUGGAUCUUUUAGAUGUGCAAGUACGGGAGAUGAAGUCAAUGAGUCACACCAUACAGAAGUUGGAAGGACAAAGUAAUACACCUGGAAGAAUAUCUCUUGUUGAACAAGAAGAUCAUAAAGUCUCAGUCACCAGUUCAAGGGUGAGCAUAAUAAAUGCAUAA
This is a messenger RNA of Ilex paraguariensis (yerba mate), 1140 nucleotides long. NCBI's taxonomy places the organism in Eukaryota, Viridiplantae, Streptophyta, Magnoliopsida, Aquifoliales, Aquifoliaceae. The record is from the annotation of a GenBank genome assembly.